AUGCCGCACCCCGGGGCCCCCGCCGGCGCCCGCCCGCGCCCGUGGCCGCUCCCGCCCCCGCCGCCGCCGAUGCUGCUCCUGCUCCCGCUGCUCCCGCUGCUCCGGGGCGGCCUCGCGGGCAACCUGACGGUGGCCGUGGUGCUGCCGCUCGCCAACACCUCGUACCCGUGGUCCUGGGCGCGCGUGGGCCCGGCCGUGGCGCUGGCGCUGGCCCGCGUGCGGGCGCGGCCCGAGCUGCUGCCCGGCUGGACGGUGCGCACGGUGCUGGGCAGCAGCGAGAAUGCGCGGGGCGUCUGCUCCGACACCGCCGCGCCGCUGGCCGCCGUGGACCUCAAGUGGGAGCACGCGCCCGCCGCCUUCCUGGGCCCGGGCUGCGUGUACGCCGCCGCGCCCGUGGCCCGCUUCACGGCGCACUGGCGGGUGCCGCUGCUCACGGCCGGCGCCCCGGCGCUGGGCUUCGGCGCCAAGGACGAGUACGGGCUCACCACGCGCGCCGGGCCCAGCCACGCCAAGCUGGGCGACCUGGUGGCGGCGCUGCACCGGCGCCUGGGCUGGCGGCGCCGCGCGCUCGUGCUCUACGCCUACCGGCCCGGCGACGACCAGCCCUGCUUCUUCGUGGUGGAGGGGCUGUACCUGCGGCUCCGCGACCUCCUCAACAUCACCGUGGACCACCUGGAGUUCGCCGAGGGCGACCGGGACCACUACGCCAGGCUGCUGCGCACCGUGCAGCGCCAGGGCCGCGUCAUCUACAUCUGCAGCUCCCCGGAUGUCUUCAGAACCCUGAUGCUCCUGGCCCUGGAAGCCGGCCUCAGCGGGGAGGACUAUGUGUUCUUCCACCUGGACCUCUUCGGGCAGAGCCUGCGAGGUGCCCACGGCCCUGGGUCCCACAGGCCCUGGGAGCGCGGGGACGGCCAGGAUGCCGCUGCCCGCCGUGCCUUUCGGGCUGCCAAAAUCAUUACAUACAGAGAGCCAGACAACCCUGAGUACAUGGAAUUCCUGCAGCAGCUGAAGCACUUGGCUCGUGAGCAGUUCAACUUCACCAUUGAAGAUGGCCUGGUGAACACCAUCCCGGCGUCCUUCCACGACGGGCUCCUGCUCUUUGUCCAGGCGGUGACAGAGACACUGGCACAUGGGGGAGUGGUCACCGACGGGGAGGGCAUCACGCAGCGCAUGUGGAACCGAAGCUUCCAAGGUGUGACCGGGUACCUGAAAAUGGACAGCAAUGGGGACCGAGAGACCGAUUUCUCCCUCUGGGAUAUGGAUCCUGAGACUGGAGCCUUUAGGGUCGUUCUGGACUACAAUGGGACUUCCCAGGAGCUGGUGUCUGUGUCCGGGCGCACACUGCACUGGCCCCUGGGACACCCGCCCCCUGACAUCCCCAGAUGCGGCUUUGACAACGAGGACCCCGCCUGCGACCAAGCCCACUUUUCCACCCUGGAGGUGCUGGCGUUGGUAGGCAGCCUCUCUCUGCUCAGCAUCCUCAUCGUCUCCAUCUUCAUAUACAGGAAGAUGCAGCUGGAGAAGGAGCUGGCCUCAGAGCUGUGGCGGGUGCGCUGGGAGGACCUGCAGCCCAGCAGCCUUGAGAGGCACCUCCGGAGUGCGGGCAGCCGGCUGACCUUGAGUGGGAGAGGCUCCAAUUACGGCUCCCUCCUCACCACAGAGGGCCAGUUCCAGGUCUUCGCCAAGACAGCGUACUAUAAGGGCAACCUCGUGGCUGUGAAAACUGUGAACCGCAAACGCAUCGAGCUGACGAGAAAAGUCCUGUUUGAGCUGAAGCAUAUGCGGGAUAUACAGAAUGACCACCUGACCAGGUUUGUGGGUGCCUGCACCGAUCCCCCCAACAUCUGUAUCCUCACCGAGUACUGCCCCCGUGGGAGCCUGCAGGACAUUCUGGAAAACGAGAGCAUCACCCUGGACUGGAUGUUCCGGUACUCUCUCACCAACGACAUCGUCAAGGGCAUGCUGUUCCUGCACAACGGGGCCAUUUGCUCCCACGGGAACCUCAAGUCAUCCAACUGUGUGGUCGACGGCCGAUUCGUGCUCAAGAUCACCGACUAUGGGCUGGAGAGCUUCAGGGACCCGGAGCCAGACCAAGGACACACCCUCUACGCCAAAAAGCUGUGGACAGCCCCCGAGCUCCUGCGAAUGGCCUCACCCCCCGUCCGGGGCUCCCAAGCGGGUGAUAUCUACAGCUUUGGGAUCAUCCUUCAGGAGAUUGCCCUGAGAAGCGGCGUGUUCCACGUGGAAGGUUUGGACCUCAGCCCCAAAGAGAUCAUCGAGCGAGUGACCAGGGGGGAGCAGCCCCCGUUCCGGCCCUCCCUGGACCUGCAGAGCCACCUGGAGGAGCUGGGGCACCUGAUGCAGAGGUGCUGGGCUGAGGACCCGCAGGAGCGGCCGCCCUUCCAGCAGAUCCGCAUGAUGCUGAGAAAGUUCAACAGAGAGAACAGCAGCAACAUCCUGGACAACCUGCUGUCCCGCAUGGAGCAGUACGCCAACAACCUGGAGGAGCUGGUGGAGGAGCGCACCCAGGCCUACCUGGAGGAGAAGCGGAAGGCCGAGGCGCUGCUCUACCAGAUCCUGCCUCACUCAGUGGCUGAGCAGCUGAAGCGCGGGGAGACCGUGCAGGCCGAAGCCUUCGACAGCGUCACCAUCUACUUCAGUGACAUCGUGGGCUUCACGGCCCUGUCGGCCGAGAGCACGCCCAUGCAGGUGGUGACCCUGCUCAACGACCUGUACACCUGCUUCGAUGCCGUCAUAGACAACUUCGACGUGUACAAGGUGGAGACAAUCGGCGAUGCCUACAUGGUGGUGUCGGGGCUUCCGGUGCGGAACGGGCGGCUGCACGCCUGCGAGGUGGCCCGCAUGGCCCUGGCGCUGCUGGACGCCGUGCGCUCCUUCCACAUCCGCCACCGGCCCCAGGAGCAGCUGCGCCUGCGCAUCGGCAUCCACACAGGACCCGUGUGUGCUGGCGUAGUAGGGUUGAAGAUGCCCCGUUAUUGUCUCUUUGGGGACACAGUCAACACGGCCUCACGAAUGGAGUCUAACGGGGAAGCCCUGAAGAUCCACUUGUCUUCGGAGACCAAGGCUGUCCUGGAGGAGUUCGGUGGUUUCGAGCUGGAGCUUCGAGGGGAUGUGGAAAUGAAGGGCAAAGGCAAAGUCCGGACCUACUGGCUCCUGGGGGAGCGGGGCAAUAGCACCCGAGGCUGA
Molecule: messenger RNA, 3207 nt
Organism: Pipistrellus nathusii (Nathusius's pipistrelle)
Lineage: Eukaryota; Metazoa; Chordata; Mammalia; Chiroptera; Vespertilionidae
Source: the annotation of a GenBank genome assembly